This is a messenger RNA of Bombyx mori (domestic silkworm), 5542 nucleotides long. It is a transcript of the gene SiaT, whose product is annotated as beta-galactoside alpha-2,6-sialyltransferase 2. The coding region runs from base 224 to 1615 and encodes 463 amino acids. Gene Ontology annotation, molecular function: beta-galactoside alpha-2,6-sialyltransferase activity. Gene Ontology annotation, cellular component: Golgi apparatus. The transcript is spliced from 5 exons. Lineage: Eukaryota; Metazoa; Arthropoda; Insecta; Lepidoptera; Bombycidae. Gene Ontology annotation, biological process: sialylation. The record is from RefSeq and is a predicted model, not a curated record.
AGCUGAUCUAAUUCAGCUCCAAAGAAUAAAAUAAGAGUUCUGUACUUUAUACGCUUAAUUUUAGUAGUAUCUCGAAAUUUCGGAAAACAUAUUUGUCGCGAUUUAGUUAAAUGUAUUCGUUUGUUUCUCAUACAUAAAUUCAAUGAAGUGAUUGUGUGUGAAGUGUGCAAUAAAAUUGGCAAUUGUUGUUCGAGUCGUAGCAUUUUACGUACUUUGAAUAAAAAUGAAAGCCGCAGCGAUGUCGGUGUGGGUUUUCAUAAAUCUCCUUUGCUUUGGAAUGUGCGGAUAUUUGUAUCUCAUUUGGUCGCAGUACUGGAUGUACAUUGAGAAGCAGCGGUUGUUUACUAAAACACCGAGCAACGAACCUAAAGUUAGAGCAUCAGUGUUAAGCUUUAUAGCUGCGUUUCCUGAAAAUCAAUUUUCAAAAUCUCUCACUAACUCGACAAUUUACAACGAUUCUGCUCGUAAAAAACGAAGGUCAGCUGUCGGGGCAGUGUGGAGCAGUGGCGUACUUCAAUCUGCCAGCAAAUUGUCUUCAUCUCAAACGUCGAUUAACAUCGUAAGAAAAAGCCAAGGGAGCCCUAGAUUUCCGAACAUCCACAAACCUUUGUUAGAAUUUGACACAGAUAAAUACAUAUGCGAUGAUUUCACUUCUAUAGAAUGCGAAACUCGUACAAGAGAAUUUAAAGAAUUGUUAUUAAAAGAAUUUCAUAGAGUUUUAAUGGGAGAGAGUAAAGUAUUUCGAUCGGGUUUGGAUAUGCACAAUACUUACGAUGUAAAAUACAAAAGUGGCCCCAAGAAUGCGUUAUCAAAACACGACGUGAUGUGUGCGUUAAAGCGCAUAAAAGUGAAUACGGUGACCAAGAGAGAUGAACCUUUUGCACGCUACGAUUUUCAAAUUCCUGAGGGUCCCCUUCAAGACGGUACAUUUUAUAAUACUUGCGCUGUCGUCAGCAGUGCAGGAGCUCUGCUUGGAUCAAGAUUGGGUGAUUUCAUAGAUUCACAUGAUAUGGUGUUAAGAUUUAACAAUGCUCCGACUGAUAAUUAUACAGACGACGUCGGAUCAAAGACAACAUUCCGUAUCUUAAAUUCUCAGGUUGUAUCGAAACCUGAAUAUAAAUUUCUAGAAGAUCCAUUAUAUAAAGGCGUUUCCAUAAUAAUCUGGGAUCCGGCGAACUAUUCGUCUACGCUAGAAGAGUGGUAUAAUCAUCCUGAUUUCCCGUUGUUUCCUGUUUAUAAGAAAUUUCUUGAGGAGACGCCAAAUGCGGAUGCGCAUUUAUUAAAUCCGCAGGUAUUAUGGUCCCUAUGGGCGGUCCUUCAAAACGUAUCGCCUUAUCGCUUACGAAGAAAUCCACCAUCUUCAGGUUUUAUUGGUUUGUGGUUUUCCCUGAAUCGUUGUCGCAGAGUUCGCGUUUUCGAAUAUGUACCGUCAACACGUGCGAGUCGCCGGUGUCAUUACUAUGCACAUCGCGAUGACGUCGCGUGUACAUUCGGGGCCUGGCAUCCUUUGGCGCAAGAGAAGGCUUUGGCUGAAACCCUAAGGGAUAAUUCGGAUAUCGACACCUUUCAACGAGGUUUCAUUGACAUUACCGGACUAGCUACAAUACAAUGUUGAGCUGUCUUUAAUUGAGCGUUGAUUAUGCAGAAAAAUGGCUUUAUACCGACCAACGCUUCUGGUUGUCGUGUCAAUAUAGGACAAUUUAGGAAAUCAGUUUUGUUGACGAAAAAAUUACAUAUUAUGCAUAAUACUAUAUUAAAUAACGAGCUCAAACAAUGAUUGAAAAAUAACUAAAAAUAUAUAGAACCUAACAACGUAUUUGUUAUGAAUAAAUAAAAAUUAAGGGAAAAGAGUUACGCAAACUGCCGAAAUAAAUUUAAUUGAAUGCGAUAAUAUUUUUUUUUUUUUUUUUUUUUUUUUUUUAUUGCCCUUGUAGGCAGACGAGCAUACGGCCCACCUGAUGGUGAGUGGUUACCGUCGCCCAUGGACUUCAGCAAUGCCAGGGGCAGAGCCAAGCCGCUGCCUACCGCUUAAUACUCUCCACAAGCCUCGUUUGAAGAAGGACAUGUCAUAGCGCUCGGGAAACACCGUGGAGGGGAGCUCAUUCCAUAGCCGGAUGGUACGUGGCAAAAAAGACCUCUGGAAACGCACUGUGGAUGACCGCAGUGGCUCCAGGUAGUAUGGAUGAACUCUACUCCGGUGGCGGGCGGUGCGAUGGUAAAAACGAGAUGCCGGUAUCAUCUCGAACAAUUCCUCAGAGCACUCCCCAUGGAACAUACGGUACAAAAUACAGAGGGAACCGAAGUCCCUCCGCAGACCCAGAGGUUCCAAACGAUCCGUGAGACCGGGAUUAUCGACAAUCCGAACGGCCCUCCUCUGUAUGGAGUCAAAUGGAAGAAGCUGGUAUUUGGGAGCCCCGGCCCAGAGAUGGGAGCAGUACUCCACGCGAGGCCGGACUUGUGCUUUAUAAAGCAAAAGCCUUUGUCCAGGCGUGAAGUACCGCUUCGCUCUGUUGAGGACUCCCAGCAUUUUGGACGCCAACUUGGCUUUGCCUUCCAAAUGACUCCGAAACUGGACAUCGCUCGAAAUGUCGACCCCAAGUAUCCCAAUACUCUCGGAAGGUUGCAGGGAUACUCCUUGGAAUUGCGGCGCCAUGACAAAGGGGUCCUUCUUCGCAGUGAACGCGCAAACUUGUGUCUUUAACGGGUUGAAUUGAACCAAGUUCAAUUCACCCCAUUUGGAGACUCGCCCCAGAGAGUUCUCCACUUCAGACACAAGUUUUGAUCGUCUCUCUUGCACCACGCUCCGAGAGAGACUCUGAUGGCCGAUAUAUCGCGCAUCCCCCGUGCUGUCAUCCGCAUAGCAAUGCAUGCCAUCAAUAGACAGCAUGUCAUUGAUAUACAGGAUGAAAAGCGUGGGGGAGAGCACCGAACCUUGUGGAACGCCAGCGUUAAUGGUCAUGGUAUCAGAACAGUCACCGUCUACAACGACCGUGAUGCUCCGCCCAUCCAAAAAGCUAGCGAUCCACUUGCAGAGACCCUCGGGGAUUCCGUAAGAUGGUAGCUUCGACAGAAGUGCCCUAUGCCAGACCCUGUCGAAGGCCUUCGCGAUAUCAAGGCUCACAGCAAGAGCCUCGCCCUUGCUCUCCAAGGCUUCAGCCCACCUGUGAGUAAGGUAUACAAGAAGAUCGCCAGCUGAGCGACCGUGACGGAAACCGUACUGUCGGUCACUGAUCAGCUGGCGAUCCUCCAGAUACUUCAGGAGUUGUAUAUUAAUUAUUCGCUCCAUCACCUUGGAAAGCAAGGAAGUUAUCGCGAUAGGCCUAUAGCUCGAUGGGUCCGACCGGUCACCCUUCUUGGGGAUAGGGUGGACGUGGGCAGUCUUCCAUGAAGACGGAACCCUGUUAGCGCAAUAAGAGAUGCGAUACAAACGCGUUAGCGCAGGCGUCAGCUCAGGGGCGCACGUUUUCAGAACCACUGCAGGGAUGCCGUCUGGCCCGCUCGACUAAUGGACGUCCAGGAGUCGGAGUUCCCGCCUGACUGCACACUGUGUAAAGCAGAUCUCCGGCAGGGAACUAUCACACCGGAGGAUGUUCGGUGGUGUGGCACCCCCGUCGUCCACAGUCGAGUUCGAGGCGAAGAGUUUGACCAGAAGGUCAGCCUUCUCUUUCGCACUAUGGGCCAGACUGUCAUCGGACUUGCGUAGUGGUGGGAGACUAGACCUGCAAAAGUUACCUUCUGCAGCUUUGGCGAGCGACCAAAAAGCACGGCUCCCAGAGGGAUAGCUCUUCAGUCGCUCGCCAAUUCUAGCAACGUGCUCCGAUUUCGCCCUGGCAAUAACCUUCUUGUAGGACCUGGAAGCGGCGUUAUAUUUCCGCCUUUCCUCUGAGAUGUUAGGAUCCCGACGUCUCCUAGCAUCAUCCCAUGCCACGUAUGCGGACCGCUUGAGGUGUGCAGCAUCCCUGCUGGCAUUGUUAUACCAGGGUCUGCUGCGACCCCCAACGGGCACUUCAGAGGAGGGAAUAAACAAUUCCAUCCCCUGGAGCACCACGUCUUUAAGACGGUCCGCACAGACGUCAGGAUCAGCAGAGGAAAAGCAGAACCGCCCCCAUGGGUAGGAUGCGUAAAACUCACGCAAACCAUCCCAAUCUGCUGACAAAUACUGCCAAACUCUUCGAUACCUGGUCGUCGUUCGACGACUAGGACGAGAGAGUGGUGUGGCAGCACGGAUAAGGCAGUGAUCAGACGAUCCAAGUGGAGCGUCGACCACCACACUGUAUCCGGCUGGAUCGGUGGUCAGCAGAAGGUCCAACAGAGAAGGCUCAUGCCCCUCAAUAUCUGGGACACGGGUGGGCUGUGUCACCAGCUGGGAGAGGCCGUAGGCCAAGGCGAAAUCGUAGGCAGCCCGACCCGGGAGGUCAGUGGUUCUGGACCCCAACCACUCUUGGUGAUGAGCGUUAAAGUCUCCAAGAACCACCACCUCCGCAGAUGGGUACUGCUCAAGCACGCGGUUAGUCCCCUCUUGCACAUGCUCUAUCAGAGCUGAACCUGCAUCACUGCUGUGGGACCUGUACAGGCACGCGUAGACUCGGGUACAGCCCCCGUGAUCUACGCGCAGCCACAAGAGGGACAGGUCCCGUUGUUCGAGGCUUCGUAGACGGCGACAACAGACAUCAGCCCGGACGAAUACACACACCCCGGCUUUACGCAGGAAGUUGUGCUCCAAUACGUAGCCGGGGUAUUCAAGGUACGAAGUAUCAUCCGGAGCAGAUAUCUGCGUCUCCGUCAGAAAAAGAAGGGCAGGCUGCGCCGUCUCAAGAUGGUGGUGUACGGCGUCGAGGUUACUAUGUAGACCCCUUACAUUGCUGAAAUCCACAUUAAAUGUGGAAUGGGGAGUCGCCGACAAAACCCUUUUCCUUUUUCGAACUUUCAUUUUUUUUAUUUGGAGAGUGGGAUUGGGCGGGGUAGGAUGUUCGAGGCGAAAUCGUGACAAUACCUGAAUAAAGCGCGGAGCACAGUACGUGCUCGACCACGGGUUGCGUGAGCGACUGACGCAGGGCAUGGAAGGGCCCCCAGUCCACCCUGCGUGCGAUCGCCGGGAUCCACUCCGGUCUCCGACUCCGGCACGACGACCGCACGACAGGAUUUUACACCGGUUGGCGGGACAGCUUCCCGGGGCGGAGUUUAGUAGUGACACCCGGGUUCAGGUCCCCAACUGACCGGCGGGCGGCGGCGAACACCGUUUCACUGGGUCUCCCUAUACCCCCGUCAAACAAUCACGUCCCGCGAGCUCACACGCACGUCUGCUCCGCAUGUUCCAGGUAUCGCCAAGAUUCACCCCCAACAAGGAAGAGGAAAGGGAAGGAAUAACACUGGCUCUCCAACCCACACGCCGGAACACAGCUAGGCUAUUUGGCGGCGGACUCUAGUUGGAGGGUGGUCGCCAGCCAGUCGGACAAGUCCUACCACCGAUUAUGUAUUCGGCUCCCGUUUUGCACCACCCAGGGGUCACUUGUAGGGAAUCGCGGGUUAAACCUACGGAAGC